Molecule: messenger RNA, 1588 nt
Organism: Melanotaenia boesemani (Boeseman's rainbowfish)
Lineage: Eukaryota; Metazoa; Chordata; Actinopteri; Atheriniformes; Melanotaeniidae
Gene: prmt6
Product: protein arginine methyltransferase 6
Exons: 1
Coding region: 65-1120 (351 amino acids)
Biological process (GO): peptidyl-arginine methylation
Molecular function (GO): protein-arginine N-methyltransferase activity
Source: RefSeq, a predicted model, not a curated record
AUUUGACAACACGGAAGUAACAGCAAAACACCGCCAGGUUACAGAAAGCCUUUGCAGAGGAAAGAUGUCUCAUGCUGGGAAAAAGAGGAAAUUGGACAAAAGUAGGCAGGACAGCCUCUAUUUUGAUAGUUAUUCCGAUGUGACUAUCCACGAGGAGAUGAUAGCAGACCACGUCCGAACUAACACCUACCGGAUGGCGAUACUUAGAAACAGUGAAUCAAUUCGCGGGAAAGUUGUGCUGGAUGUGGGUGCUGGCACCGGCGUUUUGAGCAUGUUCUGUGCGCAAGCCGGUGCUAAGAAAGUGUACGCCGUGGAGGCCUGUUCGAUAGCCGAACAGGCUGUGAAAAUAGUGAAACACAACAAUAUGGAGGACAGAAUCGAGGUCAUUCGAGGAACAGUAGAGACUGUGAACCUCCCGGAGAAGGUGGAGGUGAUAGUGAGCGAGUGGAUGGGUUACGCUCUUCUGCACGAAUCCAUGCUCAAUUCCGUGCUAUACGCGCGCGACAAGUGGCUGAAACCCGGGGGCAUUAUUCUUCCAAGUAAAGCCGAACUCUACAUCGCACCCAUCUGCGACCCUGUGGCGGAGGACCGUUUACAUUUCUGGUACACCGUCAAGGACCAGUAUGGCGUCGACAUGUCAUGCAUGUGCGAUUUUGCCCGGAAAUGCAUCAUGAACUCUGACAUCACGGUCAACACGGUGACCGUGGAGGACGUGCUCUCCCACCCGGCUUGCUUCGCGGAGCUCGACCUCUACUCGGUCACCACGGAGGAGCUGCGGGCGGUGAAGGGUCACUUCAGGUGCGAGUCGUUCGGCUCAGCGGCCGUGAACGCCUUCUGUGUUUACUUCACGGUCACUUUCCCCUGCCCGGACAAACCGCAGGCGCUCGUGCUGUCCACGUCCCCGUUCAAACCAGAGACUCACUGGAAACAGGCGGUGCUGUACCUCGACUCUCCGAUGGAAGUGGUGCAGGACACCCUGAUAACCGGAGAGAUUAACAUGUAUCCCUCGGAGGAAAGUGCCAGACAUAUAUGCAUCCAUGUUGACUUCACUGUAGGAGAGCACAAGAGACAAUCCAAGACUUUUUCCAUCCCUGACUGGAGCUCAGAUCCUCAACCUUAAUGUGACACAACCAAUUUACCAUCAUAUUAAAAUGAACUUGGACUGAUGUCUGUUUAUCAUGAUCAUAUUUAAGAAGUACAAGAUCACAUUAAGCCUCACCUGCAAAACUUACCUGAGCUGCAGCAGAUAUAUGCAAUGACUUAAGAGUCUUGACUCAUUUCUAUUGGCCAAGAAACUUUCAAACAAAAGCAUCAUAGUUACUACAGUUUGAUGUGAAUAAGUUGGAGUUUUUGUUGUUUUUAUGUUUACUGUGCAUAAUAAACAGUUACUUGGAAGCUGAAAUGUGCACCUGUAGCAGCAUCUCUGGGAUUUUUUUUCUUUUAUCUUCAUAGACACUACCAACCAUCUCCAAUGUGUCUGUUGGUUUUUAGUGACUAUUUUUAAUACAUAAUCUUGCAGUGCUGUUGGACAUAUUGCAUUCGCAUAGGAAGCAAAUAUGUGUGCAGUAAUAAAGAGAUUUAUACAGUA